UGUGUGGUUGCCCCCCCACCCCCCGACAUACAGAGCACGCCCCCUGCUGAGCCAGCCUGUCCUGCUCGGCCCGUGCUGGAGCUGGAGCUGCGGGCUGUACGGCUGGCGGGGCUGUGGGAUGGGCUGCCGGGAGCUGGAACGGGAGGCGAGUGCCCGCCAUGUCAAGCUGCAGGCCUUGCAGAGCAAGCGGCAGCGCAUCCUGGACUUCCGGCACCUGGUGCGUGAAAAGCAGCAGCACGUCCGGGCACUGAUCAAAGGCACCUCCUACAUCAAAUCCCAGCUCCGCAAGGACCAGGCCGAGGUCCAGGCCUUCGUGCAGAGGAAGCUGCUGGGCCCGGAGCAGGACGUGACGCUGGAGUCGCAGUGGCUGCACGGGGGGGUGGAGUGCGAGUUCCGGCAGCUGGGGGCCAUCGCCCUCCCCUGCCUCCUGCGCCGCAGCCUCCUGGGGUCCCAGCAGGUCCCGGCCCACGAGCUCUCCAUCCAUAGGCUGGACCGGACGGCGCUCGCCCAGCACCGGGCCUUCCUCACUGUGUGCCAGGCGUCCGGCUUCCCUCUCUACAAGGCCCCGGAGCACCUCCUGCCCCACAUGGCUGAGCUGAAGAAGGAGCUGCUGGCCCUGCGUGCCCAGCUGGGCUACAAGAACCGGGUGCUGGCCAGCCUGCAGCAGCGCCAGGGUUCCCCGGGGACUGACGCACAAGGUGAGAUCCCCUCCAUGGCUCCAGACGGACAGGGGGACGCCUCCCCAGCCUGAGGACCCUUCCCAGGGUCUGCAAGGGGCACCCUCCCUUGUAGCCAUUUCCAUGGAGACAGCAAUAUCAACAGCCUUCUGUAAUGUAAGCUGAGCCUCUGUCAGUAGGCGCUUCCGUAUAGCUUCACUGUAGAGGCCGCACACUAACCUGUCA
Molecule: messenger RNA, 902 nt
Organism: Mauremys mutica (yellowpond turtle)
Lineage: Eukaryota; Metazoa; Chordata; Testudines; Geoemydidae
Exons: 5
Coding region: 119-751 (210 amino acids)
Biological process (GO): centrosome cycle; spindle assembly
Cellular component (GO): HAUS complex; centrosome
Source: RefSeq, a predicted model, not a curated record